AUGAUCUUUAAUAAGGCGAUCCUUCUCUUCGCCCUUUCGGCCGGGCUACUUGAUGUAGCUACCGCCCAAGGCAGGCAAGGUGGCAAUGAAGUAGCUGCAGCUGGUCAAAAUGGAGCAAAUGCUGGAGCUGGUGGUGGUAAUUUUACAGCCGGUGCUAUCAAACCUCCAUUUGGUAACAACACUGCAGGUGGUGAUAAUGGUGCUGGUGCAAACAACGCGAACGGUGUCAAUAGAGUUGCCAACGAUGCCAAUGGCGCCAACGAGAACGAGGCUGCUGAUGGCCAGAACGGUGCAAAUGGCCAGAACGAUGCAAAUGGCCAGAACGGUGCAAAUGGCCAGAACGGUGCAAAUGGCCAGAACGGUGCAAAUGGCCAGAACAACGCAAAUGGCCAAAACGAUGCAAAUGGCCAAAACGCCGCCGGUCAGGAUGGAGCCGACGGCCAGAACGCAGCUGCAGGUCAGAACGCCGCAGGACAGGAUGCCGCCAAUGGCCAAAACGCCGGUGCCGGUGCCAAUGCUGGUGGACAGAACAACGCAAAUGGCCAAAACGGCGCAGGACAGGACGCCGCCAAUGGCCAGAAUGCCGCAGGACAGGAUGCCGCCAAUGGCCAGAACGCCGGUGCCGGUGCCAAUGCCAAUGCCGGUGGGCAGAACAACGCAAAUGGCCAAAACGCUGCAGGACAGAAUGCCGGAGCAGGUGCUGCAGCUGGGGAACUUGCCCUCGAUCCUGCCAACAUACAGGAAGCUAGUAACAAUGACGGUAAUGCGAACGCAGAGGAAGGACAAUCACCAUCGAUAACUGAUCCGGCUAACUUUAUCAAUUUCUGUUCUGGCAAAACUCCGACCAAUGGUCAACAACUCGAGGGAGGCUCAUGCAACGGAAUCGUUAUGGGGGAUAUUCCUGCUAAGGACAACAUGGUUUCUAGUAUGAUCACGUUUCCGGAACCAGGGCAAGAUAUUGCAGCAGACGAGGAUUUUGAUAUCACUGUUCAGGUUAACAAUCUACAAGCUGGCACGUUUACCAAUCCGGAUACUACUUACUAUACUGCUCCUCAACAGCUUCAGGGCGGUAUUAUCGUUGGCCAUACACACGUUACAGUCCAAGAUCUGCAAGGAAACCUGAACAGCAAAACUCCACCCAACCCAGCCACCUUCUCGUUCUUCAAGGGUAUCAACGAUGUUGGUGAUGGUAACGGAGGACUCAGCGCCACCGUGGCUGGUGGUUUACCCGCGGGCACCUACCGUGUCUGCACCAUGACAGCCGCUUCCAACCAUCAGCCUGUCAUCAUGCCUGUUGCUCAACGUGGUGCACAAGAUGACUGCACCAAAUUCACUGUUGGUGGUGUAGGCGCCUUGAACGCUGAUGCAAAUGCCGGUCAAGGCGCAAAUGCCGGUCAAGGCGCUGCCGGUCAAGAUGGAGCUGGUCAGAAUGCCGCUGGUCAAGAUGGAGCUGGUGCAGGUGCUAACGGACAGGACGGCGCAGGUCAGAAUGGUGCUGGCCAGAAUGGUGCUGGCCAGAAUGGUGCUGGUCAAAAUGGUGCUGGCCAGAAUGGUGCUGGCCAGGAUGGUGCUGGCCAAAAUGGUGCUGGUCAGGAUGGUGCUGGUCAAAAUGGAGCUGGCCAGAAUGGAGCUGGCCAAAAUGGAGCUGGCCAGAAUGGUGCUGGCCAGAAUGGAGCUGGCCAGAAUGGAGCUGGCCAAAAUGGAGCUGGCCAAAAUGGCGCUGGCCAAAAUGGUGCUGGCCAAAAUGGUGCUGGCCAAAAUGGUGCUGGCCAAAAUGGUGCUGGUGCCGGUGCUGGCGCGGGUGGACAAGACGGCGCUGGUCAAAAUGCUGGCGGCGCAGGUGCCGGUGCUGGAGCAGGCGGCAACGAUGGUCAGCAAGCCCAGGGCGGUAACAGGCGAAACCGUGACCGGGUGAAGUUCUCCAAACGCCAAUGGAUUGCAUAG
Endocarpon pusillum Z07020 is the source of this 1944-nucleotide messenger RNA. RefSeq lists its product as uncharacterized. The coding region runs from base 1 to 1944 and encodes 647 amino acids. The record is from RefSeq and is a predicted model, not a curated record. The transcript is spliced from 4 exons. NCBI's taxonomy places the organism in Eukaryota, Fungi, Ascomycota, Eurotiomycetes, Verrucariales, Verrucariaceae.